GGCAUAGCAGCAGAGAUGACGUCAGGAACUAGAAGAAGGGAGAGGUGAUGGCAUGCAGCAAACAGAUUAUCCUUGACCUCCAGACGGUACUCACCCUAACCCAGCUUUUCUUGCCAGAGUCCUUUUCUGCCACAGGAGAACACACUGGUGGUGCUAUGUGCAUUCGGGCCACAGAACACAGACGCCACAACAGCACAAGUAAGACUCAAACAGCGCCAGUGCCAGUGCCAGCGAGUUCAGUGGUUGUAAGGUGGUAUGCCAGUGUUGUGACGUGGGGCAGGAGGUGAACAGCCUGACAUGUUAGGAGAGGGAGGUGCAGGACAGCAAGACAUUACAUCCAGUGUGAUGGAUGCCUCGCCAGAGAUCGCCGCCGAGGAGGAAAAAGUGCGGCGACGGCGGUCUACUCUGGGAGGGUGCCGCCGCUCUUUCACCAGUGUAGGGGGCAGGCUGUCCCUGGCUGGACCCCCCGCCCCAUGCCUCGAAGACCAGAUCUUGCGGUUGGAAGAGGACCAACCCUGGGAUACCAAUCUGAACUUGUUGCUUGGCAUUGCUCUGCGUGAAGCUGCGAGAAGACUGGAAGCACGGUUGCCUGGAGAUGAGUGUGUGUCAGAGCUGAGAGCAGAUGUCGUGAAACAGUCUGGUGCCUUGGCAAAGCAGAUCUCUGAGCGGGUGUCUGGACUAACACCAACUGCUGCUGAUGCCAGUGGGCAUAGUACUUCCAGCACAAGUGCUGGCAUCAAUGCAUACAAAGAAAAGACAAAAGCACUGGGGAAGGAGUACAGCAAAUGGAAAGCAAUGAGUAAGCAGAGGGUAGCUGAAUGUCGUACUGCUGAAAUGGAAUUCCAGGAGGCCAAGUCUGGGGUGACCACCAUGGACGAGGGUUUGGAGCAUCUCAGCUCAGCUCAACAGAACCUGUUGGACAGUUGGCCAGAUUGUUCACUCUUUAUAGAGGAGGCACACCAGGCAAGGGAGAAGGCCCACCUGGCACUAGAGGAGGUGAGACGAACCACACAGGUAGUGAAUGGUCUUCUUACAGCCUCCAAGCUUCAGGCAGACAGUAGCUAUUGUGCUUUAGAGAGCCUGACCAAUGCACAUGUCAAGCAAGAGUCACUGACUGGACUUGUAAACAGUUUAAUGCAGCAGCACAUCACCUGCUCAUCUGGAGGAAAGGAUACAGAGUCAUCAGUAGGAUAGCACCAGUGUGUGUCUAAGUAGUAUUAGGAGUAGCUGGAGGAUGUCUGUCUUCCACAGCAAUACAAAUUGAAACAUUAGGGUUCUACAGAAGUUUGUGGGAAGAGGAUCUUGUGAGUGUGGAAGGAGAUACAGUCAGCUCCCUACUUGAUGAAGCACCCUUCCUACCCUUAUUUUUAUCUAAAGCGACAUGUCAACUCAAAGGAUUUUAGGAGGUAAAUAUUACUGGGCAGAAGUUGUGACAUGUAAAAUAUUAAGCCACACCUUUUCUUAAACCUACUCUCCAUCACCACCCCAUCCCCACUCCCUAGCUCCUCUUCCUAAGCCCUCCAUUCUCUCUCUCUCUCUCUCAGUAGGUGUCUCAUGCACCUAAUAAGAACAGGGAAUGGGGAAUUUGUGUGUGUGUGUGAAUAUGUGCAGAGAGAGAGAGAGAGAGAGAGAGAGAGAGAGAGAGAGAGAGAGAGCUAUAGGGGAGGGGAAAAUCUUAAAUAUGGGAGAAGGGGGGUGUGGAGGGAGAGAAAGAGGGCAGACCUAAAAACUACCUUCGUCACAGGCACCUCUAGCCAAUCCCUGCUGCCAUGAAAACAAUAUGACAGGGGUUACUUUCACUGGAAAUAUAGGUAAAAAAACUGGUUCAUUGAGUAGGGAGCUGGAGCUGACUGUACAGUACAUAAAUGAGAAAGAAUACAGAUGUAAAGAUGGAGAGGCAGUGGUGGGCAAUUUCUUUGUAAACAUAAGGUGGGUCUGUUGGGCAAGCAGCAGCAGCACAAACUGUGUAUUAUUUUGGGUAUUUAUUUUUCUUAUUCACCUGAAAUGCUUAUCAUUCAAUAAUAUUGAGACAAUUCCAUACAUUGAAUGAAGGUAUUUGUGUAUGCACAGCUGCUAUACAAUUUAAAUCUCCUUAGUGCUGAUAGCUGCUGCUGUUCAUCUUUGCAAACAUGUGACACAGGUGUCUCAUGCUGCUGCCCAAUUUGGAAGAAAUUUUUUUUUUGAUUGCAUGUUAUAUUUUGUUACUGUGCUUUUUUUCUUUGUAUAAGUUGUAUAAGUAAGCUUUAAUUUUAAACUUCACAAAAAUCCUGUGAGAAAACAGGUUAUAUUUCUAUGGAAAGCAAGGUCACUUUCCUUAACUUUUGGGAAUAAUUUAUGGUAUAAAACCCAUUUUGCAAGAAUGAAUGUGAACAAAUGACUUCCAAGAUCCUAUUCAUCAUUCAUAAGUCUCCUAAUAACCUACAUUUCCAUAGAUGACUCACUUCCACAGAGUGGUUGGAAAGUAACUCCACAUUGAAAAUUACUAUGACGUGUUAAAAUGUUUCAUCCUCAGUGAAAAACAAAUGUAGCCCAUAUGAUCCAGUGUCUGAUGUGAACGUGCCCAGCUGGCAUCUCAUGAUACGAGUGCAAGGUCAGUCAGCUUCCUGUGACAGUUCCUGAUGGGCUUUUUCACCCACAUAGUAUGAGAGCUGUGAACACCCUGCUACUAUCUCUCCUCCAAUUCAACAAACUGCCAGCUGAAGAUGCUUCUGUAGUCAAGGAUCACUUUUAGCUGGUCUUGUCACUGUGAGGGUGAAUCAGAAAUUAGUACAAGGAAGUUAAAAGUAUUUCUAACAGACAGGAAGCUACUUUUUACAGUUUACUUCCCACUUAUAUUAUUGCAUUGUACAAGGAAGAUUUUUUAAAUAAAUACAGUUUCUUUAUUAAUAAUAA
Molecule: messenger RNA, 2892 nt
Organism: Scylla paramamosain (green mud crab)
Lineage: Eukaryota; Metazoa; Arthropoda; Malacostraca; Decapoda; Portunidae
Exons: 7
Coding region: 298-1194 (298 amino acids)
Source: RefSeq, a predicted model, not a curated record